GGCUCAUUCUUCCCCACCCACAAAACUCAUAUUCUCCUCUCCUCCUCGUCCAUCCAUGGCGGCCAAGGGGGAGGACGGCGGCGGUAACAAGGGGCGGUGGGGGGACGAGCCUCGGAUGCGGGGCGUGCGGAAGCGGCCGUGGGGCCGGUACUCGGCGGAGAUCAGGGACCCCGGGAAGAAGAAGCGCGUCUGGCUCGGCACCUACGGCACGGCCCACCAGGCCGCAAGGGCCUACGACGCCGCCGCCCGCCGCCUCCGCGGGCCCAACGCCAAGACCAACUUCCCCCUUCUUCCUCCUGCUUCAGCCGCCGCCGCCAACGCCGUGCCGUUCGCGUUCCUCCACAAGGCGCCAUCGGCGGGGAGCAGCAGCGCUGCUGCGGGGUCCUCCUCCUCGGGGGCUACUUCUUCGUCUUCGACGUCGUUGUUCCGGUUCCGGGAGGAGUCGCCAGCGGGGUUCCUGACGGCCGCGCCGGCUGCGUCCUUGGAGCUCACGCUGGGGAUCGUCGUCCCGGCUAAGGCCGCGGCGGUGGCGUUCGACCUCAACUUCCCCCCGCCGGCCGAGAUGUGAUGUGAUGUAGAUCCAAGCUAGAGAGUAAUUAGCUGACCGUGAUCCAAAAGUUAAUUAGUUCGUUGCUUGUUCAUCCAUCCAUCCAUCCGCUGGAUUUUUAGCUUGUUGUUGUACCGAUGAAUCAUGUGCUCAGUCGAUCAGUGUAAAGUAGGCAGCAGAUCUGUGUACCGUGUAAGCUGUUUUAGCUGUGAACUCAGCAAGGAAUGCAGACAGAUUUUACAGCUUUC
Brachypodium distachyon (stiff brome) is the source of this 795-nucleotide messenger RNA. Its product is annotated as ethylene-responsive transcription factor 9. Gene Ontology annotation, biological process: regulation of DNA-templated transcription. Lineage: Eukaryota; Viridiplantae; Streptophyta; Magnoliopsida; Poales; Poaceae. The record is from RefSeq and is a predicted model, not a curated record. Gene Ontology annotation, molecular function: DNA binding; DNA-binding transcription factor activity. The coding region runs from base 56 to 568 and encodes 170 amino acids. The transcript has a single exon.